Messenger RNA from Aspergillus oryzae RIB40, 1041 nucleotides. Its product is annotated as zinc-binding alcohol dehydrogenase family protein. Gene Ontology annotation, molecular function: oxidoreductase activity, acting on NAD(P)H. Bases 1 to 1041 code for a protein of 346 amino acids. Lineage: Eukaryota; Fungi; Ascomycota; Eurotiomycetes; Eurotiales; Aspergillaceae. The record is from RefSeq and is a predicted model, not a curated record. The transcript is spliced from 2 exons.
AUGAAAGCCAUCGUUUUGAAUGGAACAAAUGCUACAGUGGUGUACUCACAGCCUAUCCCUAAGCUCCGUGACGACUACCUUCUCAUUAAAACCGUGGCCGUUGCCCUAAAUCCGACUGACUGCAAGGCGAUCAGCCAGGGAAGGGGGGCCAAAGAUGGCCUAGCUGGCUGCGACUUCGCCGGUAUUGUCGAAGAAAUCGGACCAGUUGUCACCAAGCGUUGGAAUAAAGGCGACCGAGUGUGUGGCUGCACUCAUGGUGCUAAUAGCCGUAAUCCAGAUGACGGGUCAUUCACGGAGUUUAUCGUCGUAAAGGGGGAUGUCUGUAUGAGAAUGCUGGAUGGCAUGAGCUUCGAAGAAGCGGCUGGUAUCGGCGUCAGUGCGAUUACAUGCGGUCAAGGCCUAUUUCAGAAUCUGGGGCUGAAUCUUCCCCUUAAUCCUGUCCAAAAGAAAGAGUACAUCCUGAUUUAUGGUGGUAGCACGUCAGCGGGAACCCUUGCUAUCCAAUAUGCAAAGCUGGCCGGCUAUUCUGUCCUUACAACUUGCUCUCCAAGGAAUGUAGAUCUGGUCAGAUCACGCGGCGCUGAAGCAGUCUUUGACUAUAACGAUCCAUCAUGUGGGGAGCAGAUCCAUCGUUACACGAAAGGGGAGCUCCAGCUGGUCUGGGAUACCAUCGGCUCCGAUCAAGGAGUUCACGCCUGCAUGGCCGCGCUGUCAACAAAGCCAGGGUGCCGAUACGGUACGAUUCUUCUCAAUGAUAUCCCACGACAGGAUGUCGCUUGUACGCGGAGCAUCAUGAUGACGUUUCGGGGCGAGCCAUUCGACUUGUACGGCAAACAUUUUCCGCCAAGUGCUGAGGACUUUGAGUUUGCGAAGAUGUUCACCCAAUUGACGGAAACACUUCUCGCUGAAAACAAGCUGAGGCCUCAUCCAAUCAGAGUUUGUGAAGGAGGUUUGCAAGGCGUACUAGAUGGUGUGGGGUUGGUGCAACAGGGGAAUGUGAGCGGCGUUAAACUGGUGUAUCGAGUUGCCGACACACCUUGA